Messenger RNA from Fundulus heteroclitus (mummichog), 622 nucleotides. Its product is annotated as sugar transporter SWEET1-like. The record is from RefSeq and is a predicted model, not a curated record. Gene Ontology annotation, biological process: carbohydrate transport. The transcript has 4 exons. Gene Ontology annotation, molecular function: sugar transmembrane transporter activity. Lineage: Eukaryota; Metazoa; Chordata; Actinopteri; Cyprinodontiformes; Fundulidae. Gene Ontology annotation, cellular component: membrane. Bases 124 to 600 code for a protein of 158 amino acids.
GCAUCCUGGUAGUUCCCUGCAGCCGUGUAUGUUUUCCUGUAGUUUGAUCCUUUCUGGUGGAAAACACAGAAAUCGCGUCUAACACACAGGCGACGGGAGCAGCAGGCAUUUGAUCUCCGCUCCAUGGAUUUGACGGAGCUUCUGUCAUGGGCCUGCAUCGUGUUCACGGUCGGGAUGUUCUCGACAGGACUGACCGACCUAAAGAAGAUGCGGGAGUCCAAAAGUGCAGAUAACAUCCAGUUUCUGCCCUUCCUCACCACAUGUCUGAAUAACCUAGGCUGGCUGUUUUACGGCACCCUGAAGAGGGAUCACACCAUCGUCGUGGUCAACGUCAUCGGAGCUCUCCUCCAAACCCUUUACAUAGUCGUGUACUUCUUCUACACUAAGCAGAAGCGGCUGGUGAUGCUCCAGACUCUUGCUGCAGCAGCAGUGUUGAUCUGUGGAUGGUUGUAUUUCACCACCUUCCUGACGGAGGGUGAGGCUCGACUCAAUCAGCUCGGUUUAUCCUGCAGCGUGGUCACCAUCAGCAUGUACCUGUCUCCACUCACGGACCUGGUACAGCACAUUACAGUCACACACACAAUACACACAGAUGCUUGAGUUAUCUUUUACUUUUGCCUAA